AAUGAAGGAGUUUUGGAUAAUGGUGAUGAUGAUUUUAUUAUUAAAAGAGAGUUGGUGCUCUGAUGGAUGUCUGGAGAAUGAGAGAAUUGCUCUGUUGCAAAUCAAAUCUCAUUUCAAUUCUUCUUCUUCUUUUAUGUCUGCUUGGGGUAUAACUGCUAACUGUUGUAGUUGGGUAAACGUAGACUGCAACGCCACCACAGGGCAUAUUGUUAAACUCUCUCUUGAUGAUGUAAGAAGCACAGAAGGAGAUUAUUGGUAUCUAAAUGCUUCUUUGUUUCUUCCCUUCCAGCAAUUGAAUUAUCUUUCUCUGAUGGGAAAUAAUAUAGCUGGUUGCAUCAAGAAUGAAGGUUUUGAAAGGUUAUCAGCACUUGGCAAUUUGGAGGUUCUUUAUUUACGUUACAACAGUUUCCACAAAAGCAUCUUAUCAUCUCUAAGUGGUCUUUCAUCUUUAAAAUAUUUAUCUCUAGGUGGAAAUAAAUUGAAAGGGAUAAUUAACAUUGAAGAGUUCAAUCAUCUAAUAAGUUUGGAGAAGUUGUAUUUAUCAGCUAAUGAAAUUGAAGGCUUCAUAUCUUCAAAUGGUAGGAAUUCAUCUUUUUACUUCUUUCAUCAUUUUUUUUUCUUUUUCUUAGUUUAGCUAUAAACAAAUAAUAACUUGUACAGGUAACGAGGAAUUACUGAAACUGAGCAAUUUGGAGUACCUUUAUUUGUGUUCUAAUCAUGUUAAUAUCAGCCUUUUAUCACCACUCGCUGGACUUCCAUCUCUCAAAUAUUUAAAUUUAGAACAUAAUCAAUUGGAAGGACCAUUUAAUUUCAAAGGUUAGAUAUUAUUUUUUGUUUUUUUCUUUUUUAUUUUUAUAUGAUUUGAUGGUAAAAAUUUUGUAGUUAUAUAAUUAUUUUUGCUUUCUUAUUAAAUUAGAAUUGAGCAAAAGCAAGAUAGUGACAUUGGACUUGAGUGGCAAUAACAUUACAGAAUUUGUAGACUCAGGAGAAAUAAGGGCUUCAAACAAUAUAAGUGAGCUGUAUUUAAAUCAUAUCAACAUAACAAAAGGAAGCAAGUUAUUGGAAUCACUGGGAGCAUUUAGCCACCUUAAAAACCUAUCUCUGGAGUCAUGUAAAUUCGAAGGAGCAAUACUCAAUCAAGGCUUGCCUCAUCUGCAAAUAAUUGGAGCAAUGUCUUCUCUUAAGAAAUUAUCAUUGGGUAGUUGUGGACUUAAUGACACAGAGUUUCUAAACCAAGGUGUGUGCAAAUUAAAACAACUUCAAGAAUUAGAUAUUUCCGGUAAUUAUAUCAGUGGUAGCUUGCCUUCAUGUCUGGCUAACAUGACAUCUCUUCAAUCGUUGGAUCUCUCUUUCAAUAAUUUUGUUGGAAACAUCUCUUUAUCUCCACUUGUGAGUUUAACCAACCUUGAAUAUUUGCAUCUCUCAAACAAUUUUUUCCAAAUUCCAAUCUCGUUGGGUCCAUUUUUCAACCAUUCAAAACUCAAACACUUUAAAAGUUGGGGUAACAAUGAAAUAUAUGGAGAAGAAACUGAAAAAAAUUUGACCCCAAUGUUUCAACUAGAGACUCUUUAUAUCGAUGGUUAUGCAUGUAUUGAAACAUUUCCCAAAUUCCUUUAUUAUCAGCAUAACCUACGAGAAGCCGGUCUGCAGAGCUUGAAAUUGAGAGGAAGAUUUCCAUAUUGGUUGUUACAAAACAACACAAAACUAAAAGAGCUUUACUUAAAUAACAAUUCCCUCUCAGGGUCUCUUCAAUUACCACUUCAUUCCCAUAUGAAUUUGUCACUCUUAGAUAUCUCAGAUAAUCUCUUCCACGGAAUUAUUCCAUCAGAUAUAGGAACACAUUUGCCGAGAUUAGAAUUUGUGGACUUGUCUAAAAAUGAUUUCAAUGGUAGCAUUCCUUCUUCAUUUGGAAAUAUGAGCUUAUUGUGGAUUUUAGACUUAUCCAAUAAUGAUAUUUCUGGAAGCCUACCCUCUGAUUUUAGCUGUUCACAUAUGAUAGAAGUUCAUUUGUCCAGAAAUCAGCUUCAAGGAUCAUUAGAAGAUGCAUUUUUCGAUUGCCUUCAAUUGGUUGUGUUAGAUCUUAGCCACAAUAAUAUGACUGGAAGCAUUCCAUCAUGGUUUGAAAGAUUUUAUCAAUUGGGCUAUAUGAUUUUGGGUCAUAAUAAUAUUGAAGGGAAAAUCCCAAUUCAAUUGUGCAAUUUGACCCAAUUAAGCGUGAUUGACCUUUCACAUAAUAAUCUGUCUGGUCAUAUUCCCCCUUGUCUAAGAUCUACAAGCAAUUAUGAUUCCUUGUCUGAUGGUGAACAGAUAGAAUUCACAACAAAGAGGAAUAUCUAUUUUUACCAACCAAGCACGUUGAAUUACUUCUCAGGAAUUGAUCUCUCAUGCAACAAGCUGAUAGGCCAAAUUCCUAUCCAAAUUGGUUACCUCAAUGAGAUCCAAGUACUAAAUUUGUCCCACAACAAUUUGAAUGGAAAAAUCCCAGCAUCAUUUUCUAACUUGAGUCAAAUUGAGAGCUUGGAUCUUUCACACAACCACUUGCAAGGGAACAUUCCUUCUCAACUCACUGAGUUGGAUUUUUUGGAAGUCUUCAAUGUGUCAUGCAAUAAUUUAUCUGGUAGAACACCGGAAAAGGUUAAACAGUUUGCAACAUUUGAUGAAAGUAGCUAUCGAGAUAACCCUCUUCUUUGUGGAUGGCCAUUGCAAAAAGAUUGUGCUACAAUGGAAUCUCCUCCAUCAAUCUCAAGAAGUUCAAAUGAUACUGAAGAAAGUAAUUGCUUCAUUGACAUGGAAGAUUUUUAUGUGAGUUUUGGGGUGGCUUACGUUAUGGUGUUGUUGACAAUUGCUGGAGUUUUAUUUAUAAAUCCAUAUUGGAGGCAAGUUUGGUUUUACUUGGUUGAGGUUAGUAUAGACAAGUGCUACUAUUUUUUAAUAGACAAUCUUGGUUGUUUGUCCAAGUUUAAAUUAUUUUGAAGGUGAAAUCAAUAUCAAAGAAUUAUGUAUUUAUGUACUUUUACUUUCAACAUCAAUAAAUAAUAUAAA
Molecule: messenger RNA, 3042 nt
Organism: Manihot esculenta (cassava)
Lineage: Eukaryota; Viridiplantae; Streptophyta; Magnoliopsida; Malpighiales; Euphorbiaceae
Product: receptor-like protein 13
Exons: 6
Coding region: 1171-2973 (600 amino acids)
Molecular function (GO): protein binding
Source: RefSeq, a predicted model, not a curated record